AUGGCUCAGAGUUCACAUGGAGGAAGUCACAGACGAAGUAGGGAUCAUGAAAGUUCUAUGAGAUAUACUAAUACUGACUGGGAAGCUAAGGAAGCACUGUAUCAGCGAGAAUUAGAUGAAGCUCGAGCAAGAGCAACGCAAAUGGAGAAAACAAUGCGCUGGUGGUCUGAUUGCACUGCCAAUUGGAGAGAGAAAUGGAGUAAAGUUCGUAAUGAGCGAAACAAAGCCAGGGAGGAAUCAAAACAAUUAAAAACAAAAGUAGACAUAAUUACAAAAGAAUUAAAUUUAAUAAAAACAGACAAAAAUGAUUUAGAACAGCAAAUACAAGUCCUGAAAUUGGACAAUGAAAAAUUACUUAGUCUUGGGGAACGUAGGAUUGUUUCGUGUGACUUAUCAACAGAAGAUGGUGUUGAGUUAAGAAAAAAAUGUGCUAUUACAAGUCCAAAUGAAUCAGCCAAACAAAGAGCUUCCCUAGAUUCUCACAAAUUCUCCAAUGUUGAUAAUGUCCUUGCAAACAAAUUAGGUGAGAUGAGAAUACGUUUGGAUGAAACCUUCAAGAAUCUACAAACUGAAAAAGAUCAAAAAUCUUUUUUACUAUCAAAGAUUGAAACCUUGACAGCUGAGUUAAAUAGUGCCAAAAUGGAGUUAGCGCAUAGUGAUAGAACUGUAGGUUCAACUGAUUCUAGUCAUAGUGAAAUUGAGAGGCUACAAAAUGAACUACAGGAUGAAGUCGCUGCGAAACAAGUCCUAGAAGAGAAAAUUGCUGAACUUAAAAUGGAGCUAGAAAGGCUAAAAUCAGAAAAUACUAUACAGUGGAGCAAACGUGAACUAUUAGAAACUGAAAACAUAGCUAUAUUGAGAGAAAAUAAAAAAUUAUAUAGCCAAAUUUGUGAAUUGAGAGAGCAAAUUCACAAACUCAAUAGAAUAUCAGAUGGGAGUAUUUAUGGUGUACCAUAUAAUGAUCAUAAUAAAUUAGAUUCAAAUGUGUUGUACAUCAGGAAGAGCAGUGUUAGCCCAAGAUCCCAUGAGUCGAGUAAUGCCUCUUCAGAGGCCAUUGCUGACGCGAAAACGAACACGUCAGGAGAGGACGACGAAUUGGCGAUAAUUGAAAGAAAUUAA
Molecule: messenger RNA, 1119 nt
Organism: Pieris macdunnoughi
Lineage: Eukaryota; Metazoa; Arthropoda; Insecta; Lepidoptera; Pieridae
Source: the annotation of a GenBank genome assembly